Molecule: messenger RNA, 414 nt
Organism: Protopolystoma xenopodis
Lineage: Eukaryota; Metazoa; Platyhelminthes; Monogenea; Polystomatidea; Polystomatidae
Source: the annotation of a GenBank genome assembly
AUGGUGACGACUGUUGGAACAGAUAAAGCAUCUAACUCUAGGCCCUCUUCUCUUGUAACAGAUCUACAUGUCACUGGAUCGCAGAUGCGUCAGCAAGCAAAUUUUACUUCUACCACCUCCUCCCUCACAAAUGUUCUCCCCUUAAUCUCCCAGCAGACUAUAGAUGCAAGAGUGAUUAAACUAGUAGCUGAUGACUCCAUCACACAGAUGGCCCAACCCACUUCCCUGGCCUCGGUUUCCGUUCUAGCUGGAGGCAGUUCACAUGCCGCCUCCAGUUCGCGACUUCACUCGAAACAACAGAGCUUUGGUGACUUUGAGUUUGCUGUGGGACCUUCAGGGUUUGUGUCCAACUCUGCAAAUAUGAACUUAGACUCACAAUUGGAUUCUAGAUCAAAAGGUCUCUUGCGGAUCUAG